Messenger RNA from Fimicolochytrium jonesii, 1741 nucleotides. RefSeq lists its product as uncharacterized. The transcript is spliced from 12 exons. The record is from RefSeq and is a predicted model, not a curated record. Bases 144 to 1307 code for a protein of 387 amino acids. NCBI's taxonomy places the organism in Eukaryota, Fungi, Chytridiomycota, Chytridiomycetes, Spizellomycetales, Powellomycetaceae. Gene Ontology annotation, molecular function: actin filament binding.
CCCUCGCCUCCUCCUGCUCUCCUGUCUGCGGCUUGCCUCUCGCUCCUCCAUAUCUUCCCCGCCGCUGCUUUCCCGAAAGGUCUGACUACUGUACAGUACAGUAGCCCAUCCUGCACCUCGCUGCCAAAGCCGAUAUCUCCAAGAUGAACAAAGUUAGACAGUUGGACCUCAGUGAGACCAACAUCGCCGGUUUGGGAACAGACCUCGAGAAGAAAGUUCGUCUUUCGGCCGCUGAGACGGAGAAGGCUUGGGAGGGCGUUGGGAAGAAGCCCGGGCUCCGAGUCUGGCGCAUCGAGCAGUUCAAAGUGGUCGCGUGGCCCGAGGCUCAAUAUGGCAGCUUUCAUACCGGGGACUCUUACAUUGUGCUGAACACGUACAAGAAGCCCAAUACCGACGCGUUGCUCUACGAUGUUCACUUCUGGCUGGGUCUUGAGACAACGCAGGACGAAGCGGGGACUGCGGCUUACAAGACUGUGGAGCUCGAUGAUUUUCUGAGGACCUCGGCUGUCCAGCAUCGCGAGGUUCAAGGAGCCGAAUCCAUGUUGUUCUUGUCGUACUUCAAGUUCUUCACAAUCCUCGAAGGCGGCACCAACACCGGCUUCCGCCACGUCGAGCAAGAAAAACAGUUCACCCCCCGCCUCCUCCACAUCUACACCCUCCCCUCGACCACCCCCUGCCUCCCCGGCAAGAAGCCCGCAAAGACGCUCAUCGUCAAACAGGUGCCUGCGACCACAGCGAGCCUCAACUCGGGCGACGUGUUUGUGUUGGAUGGCGGCAAGGAGAUCUGGCAGUGGAAUGGGGCCGAGUCGGCGGGAAUGGAGAGGAAUAAGGCGGCGGAGUAUGUGAGGAAGUUGGAUGAUGAGAGGAAGGGGGCUAGUGUUACUGUCUUCGACGAACGCGAAGCCGACACCGCCCGCUUCUACGCGAAAUUGGGCGGCACAUCGGGCCCGAUCGCUUCAGCUGCCGAGGGAGCCGCGCGUCUAGCCAAGGCAACCUCCUUGACCGAUCUGAACCAUGAGAAGGCGCUGUUCCGCUUGUCCAACGCUGGUGGCGAGUUGAAGUUUAGCGAGGAGGCGAAGGGCAAAGUCAAGAUGACUUCGUUGGAUGGGAAUGAUGUGUUUGUCUUUGAUUGUGGAGUCGAAGUCUUCGUAUGGGUCGGAAAAGCCACUGACGCUGAAGAACGCAAGAAAUCCUUGCAAUACGCACUGGAAUACAUCAAACAAAACGACCGUCCCCCGCAGGUGCCCGUCACGCGAUUGUUGGAGGGUGCUGAGAACCAGAUCUUCUUGGAUGCUUUUGAUCUCUGAUUCUCGUGUGGUUAAAGAGUUGAGGAAGAGGGGACACACCUCGAACUAGCUGUAAGGACAUUCAUUGGACACUCGUUGAGUCAACAGGACGUUCAUGACAGAGGAACAAUACAUCGUCAGCUUAACACUCGAGUGAUCAAAAAGUGUCUGUGUUGCAUAGAAGUCCAAAAAAGAAGAGCAAACUUAUUUACAUGAAGUAGCGCCAUACGUCAGAACAUGGUGGAGGAAGGUCCCCGAAAUCCGAGCCAAUAUAUACAUGAGUCGUACGCUUGUACGCCGCCUAAGUCAAUAAUAGGUGUUGCAAAGCCUUUGCCGUCUCUCAAGCGGUGGUCCAUGCUACCUGAAACUCCUCCCUAGUAUAAACGCACACGCCACGGCUAACCCACCACCCAUCAGAACACUCAUCAUACCCCUCCCCUCCCUCCUCCCCUCCC